Carassius auratus (goldfish) is the source of this 2266-nucleotide messenger RNA. RefSeq names its product F-box/LRR-repeat protein 14-like. Gene Ontology annotation, cellular component: SCF ubiquitin ligase complex. Bases 599 to 1834 code for a protein of 411 amino acids. Lineage: Eukaryota; Metazoa; Chordata; Actinopteri; Cypriniformes; Cyprinidae. The transcript has a single exon. Gene Ontology annotation, biological process: SCF-dependent proteasomal ubiquitin-dependent protein catabolic process. Gene Ontology annotation, molecular function: protein binding. The record is from RefSeq and is a predicted model, not a curated record.
AUAGGGGGGGUUGCUGUUGUUUGUAAAGCACACAAUUUGAAUUCACUAGGCCAAAUGUAAUACUUAAUAUAUUUUUAAAGAAAAAUAAUUACUUUAGAUAUACAUUUCAGACCUUUUGAACGUAAACAUAAGGAUUUUUCAAUGUGCUAAAACAGAUCCGCUGAACAGUCACCCUCCCCGUUUUGAAUAGACGAAGACAAAGGCUACCGGAAACUGGACGCCAUAGUUUUCGUCAAAUGGCUGGCUGAUUUGUAUUCACGCGAAAUCGUUUGUUUUCUCCAACCGUUUAUGUUCAGUUUUUCCAAAAGUCAUUCCUGCGCGCUUUUUCAUGGAUCUAAAUUUAUGUUUACUAAACAUGCGCCGCGAUUUAGAAACAGUCACAACGGAGACCUGGCGGUGCAAACACAGCGACGUGAGCUGGUUAUUCCAAGCGAACGAAUCCCAGACCGAGUUCUAAAUGCAACAAAGCGCGUUCGGUUUUUAUUUUCGUUGUUCGUUUACUUCCAUUUCUCACGGCAUUUCUUUUACAUGCGGUCCCCGCCGGCAGAAGACCAGACCAGACUAAUAACUUCGCUAAGCUAACGAGCCGCUCUCAGAAAUGGAGAUCCACGUCUCGAGCCUCUUCCCGGAGAUCUUAGCGAUGAUUUUCAACUACCUGGACGUCAAAGGCAAAGGCAGAGUUGCGCAAGUAUGCACGGCGUGGAGAGACGCAUCAUACCACAAAUCCGUCUGGAGAGGAGUAGAAGCCAAACUCCACCUGAGGAGAGCAAACCCGUCUCUGUUCCCCAGCCUCCAAACCAGAGGCAUCAAGAAAGUCCAGAUCCUCAGCCUGAGGCGCAGCCUGAGCUAUGUGAUCCAGGGCAUGCCCAACAUCGAGAGCCUUAACUUGAGCGGAUGCUACAACCUAACGGAUAACGGCCUGGGACAUGCAUUCGUGCAGGACAUCCCGUCCCUGAGGAUGCUCAACCUGAGCCUGUGCAAACAGAUCACCGAUUCCAGUUUGGGCAGGAUCGCGCAGUAUCUCAAGAACCUGGAGCUGCUGGAUCUGGGCGGGUGUAGUAAUAUCACCAACACGGGGUUGUUGCUUAUCGCCUGGGGGCUUCAUAAUCUCAAAAGCCUGAAUCUGAGAAGCUGCAGACACGUCUCGGAUGUAGGCAUCGGACAUUUGUCCGGCAUGACGCGCAGCGCCGCGGAGGGCUGCUUGAGUCUGGAGCACCUCACUUUGCAGGACUGUCAGAAACUGACCGAUCUGUCGCUCAAGCACAUUUCGAAGGGCCUCAACAAUCUGAAAGUCCUAAACCUGAGCUUUUGCGGUGGCAUAUCCGACGCUGGCAUGAUCCACCUGUCGCACAUGACCCACCUCUGGACUCUGAACCUGCGCUCGUGCGAUAACAUCAGCGACACGGGACUCAUGCAUCUCUCCAUGGGCGCACUGAGGCUUUGCGGGCUGGAUGUGUCGUUCUGCGACAAAGUGGGCGACCAGAGCCUGGCUUACAUCGCGCAGGGCUUGUACCAGCUCAAGUCCCUGUCGCUGUGCUCGUGCCACAUCAGCGAUGACGGGAUCAACCGGAUGGUCCGGCAGAUGCACGAGCUCAAGACGCUGAACAUCGGCCAGUGCGUGCGGAUCACGGACAAGGGCCUCGAGCUCAUAGCGGAUCACCUGACGCAGCUGACGGGGAUAGACCUGUACGGCUGUACCAAAAUAACCAAAAGAGGACUGGAGAGAAUCACGCAGCUGCCCUGCCUUAAGGUGCUGAACCUGGGACUUUGGCAAAUGACCGAGGUCAAGGGUUUAGGAGACGCGUCUGAGAUCCUGCCCUGCUACACCUCGUGACUACCUCAGCGAUGUCUUGGCUCUUCUAGAGACGUGUAGUAUUUUAUCAAGACGUCAUGUACUGUGUUACUAAGCCUGUUCGGGAAAGAGGCGUGAUGUAGUUCAAAUUGAAUCAGCAAUAAAACACUGAAACAGCCUUGUUAAUGCUAUAGUCUGACGGUCCCCUUUGAAUGCCUUUGUGUUUUUCUGUACUUUGUUUUAGAGCUUCAUAUUGAGGUAAAAUGUAUUUUAUUCUCAUUCCCACUGACAAACGCAGUUUGUCACUGCCUUUAAGUAUUUAUCCUGAAAAACCAGCAUUAUAAUGCAAACUGAAGAGGAAACAAAUAUUUACCAUGUGUGUGGACACAGACGGAAAACUUGCUUGUUGGGUUUAUGUGAUUCCUCGCUGGUAAAAUGGAACAUAUGCAAUUUAAACUUUGUUUAAAAAAAAAA